Messenger RNA from Lachancea mirantina, 282 nucleotides. The record is from the annotation of a GenBank genome assembly. NCBI's taxonomy places the organism in Eukaryota, Fungi, Ascomycota, Saccharomycetes, Saccharomycetales, Saccharomycetaceae.
AUGUCUACGAUAAACGUUUUGAGAUAUACUGCCGUCGCUCUAGGAGCUCUUGUGGGUUUCAAGACAGAUUUCUCGUUGAAAUCUGAGGCUUCUAGAAAACAGGAGGAAAACAAAUACCAGACGGAAUUGAAGCUAAUCGAAAAGGCUAAGGCUGAGUAUGCCUUGUUGCAAGUUCCACAGCAAACGAAAGCGCCAAUUUCUGAGAAAAAAUUGGACCUAGAAGACCCAAAUUUGGAUUACGGCGCUGUGAUUUUGACAGCUGUUGAAGGCUUGAAGCAGUAA